Entrophospora sp. SA101 is the source of this 417-nucleotide messenger RNA. The record is from the annotation of a GenBank genome assembly. Lineage: Eukaryota; Fungi; Glomeromycota; Glomeromycetes; Entrophosporales; Entrophosporaceae.
AUGGUAGAACAAAUGACUAGAAUUGCAGAAGAUGGAGGAUGUAACACUCCCUAUAAUCCAAAAGAAGGAGAGUAUGCAAAAUUAUAUGAAGAACUCCAGACACUAAAAAAAGAUAAAUCCAAGCCCUUAGAGAUAAAAGAAAAAGAUAUGCAAGCCAUCAUGGAACGGCUUGAGGCAAAAAAUAAAGAGGAUACCGAUAGAAUUAAUCAAAAAGUAGAAUUAAAAAACGAAGAAGUAACCCAAUUAGCUAAACAAUUAGCAAAUGUUGACAAAUCAAAUAAAGCAGAAAUUAAUAAAAUAACUCUCCUUUUAAAAAAAGCAAAAGAAGAGGCUGCCGUAAUUAACAACGAAAAAAAAGAAAUUCCCACUCCGAAUGUUUUUGCACAACUUUUGAAAGAAGAACAAGAUAGAUCUUGA